Vombatus ursinus (common wombat) is the source of this 833-nucleotide messenger RNA. It is a transcript of the gene CD3D, whose product is annotated as CD3d molecule. Gene Ontology annotation, molecular function: transmembrane signaling receptor activity. The transcript has 6 exons. The record is from RefSeq and is a predicted model, not a curated record. Bases 161 to 736 code for a protein of 191 amino acids. Lineage: Eukaryota; Metazoa; Chordata; Mammalia; Diprotodontia; Vombatidae. Gene Ontology annotation, biological process: cell surface receptor signaling pathway; positive thymic T cell selection. Gene Ontology annotation, cellular component: membrane; alpha-beta T cell receptor complex; external side of plasma membrane.
CCUCCCCCACCCCCUAUCACUCUGGUGAUCUCUUGUCACUCACAAUUCAGAGAUGUGGUUGUGAACUUUACGGGUUCUGCCCAGCACCUCUUACCUUUUCUGCAAGGCGUGAAGAGUGAAGGAAGAGAGUGGGUGGGCCUUCAUAGAGGAAGCUGGUUCCAUGGCUGUCCAGGAGAUUCACAGGUGGAGUAUGAAGUGGGACUUGUGUCUGGCUGGCCUGAUCCUGACCAUCACUCUUCUCCAGGGCUCUGUGGUCCAGGCAGAUGAUGGAGACAAAUCCUUAUCCAUAUCAGUGGUGGAAUCUGAGGACAAGAUAUUUCUGAAGUGCAAUGGCACGGAUUUCUCAUGGGUGGCCUUGGAGGAAUCAUCAAAAAAGAGUUAUCCGAGCAAUAAAAGUGUGGACUUGGGAAGAAAAAUCCAGGAUCCCCGAGGAACAUAUCAAUGUACUGAUGCCAAGGACAAGAAGUCCCCUGUCCUGCAUGUUUAUUAUCGAAUGUGCCAGAACUGUGUGGAAUUGAACUCGGGCUCCCUGAUCGGUAUUCUGGUUGCUGAUGUUAUUGCUACAUUUAUUCUGGCUAUUGGAGUCUACUGCUUUGCAGGGCAUGAGGAGGGGUGUCUUCCAGCAGGUUUUGACAAGCAGAUUCUGAUGCAGAAUGAUGCACUCUACCAGCCACUCAAAGAUCGAGAUGACAACUCAUAUAGCCACAUUGGAGGCAAACGACCUAGGAACAAGUGAGCACUGGAAUUUAUGACUUGGAACAGCACCCCAGCUACAUGCCAACAACUGUCUUCCCCAGUUAUUUAGCCAAUAAAAUUCUCCACUUUUUCACUCA